Nanorana parkeri is the source of this 2325-nucleotide messenger RNA. RefSeq names its product tRNA methyltransferase 1 like (gene TRMT1L). Gene Ontology annotation, biological process: tRNA N2-guanine methylation. Gene Ontology annotation, cellular component: nucleus. Bases 72 to 2171 code for a protein of 699 amino acids. The record is from RefSeq and is a predicted model, not a curated record. Gene Ontology annotation, molecular function: RNA binding. The transcript has 17 exons. NCBI's taxonomy places the organism in Eukaryota, Metazoa, Chordata, Amphibia, Anura, Dicroglossidae.
UGACUUCUGUCAGAGCUGUACGUGUUGCAGAUGACAAUUUUCGGGGAUCUCCAAGGCAACUUUCUAUGUAAAUGAUGGAGGAAGAAUUAAAACUGGAGUCAGAAGCUACUGAAGAGUCCAAUCUUUCACAAAAUGAUCCAACAGAUGAAGAACUUGAUUUAAAUAUGGAGGGCUUUUCUGAAGACAAAGACGAAGGAGAAUCCUCAUUAAAAGAUGAACUAUGCAACCAGGAGUUGGACACUCAGGAUGGAGAGCAAAAGACCACAAAAGAUCCACUAGUGCCGGAAGACACAGGAAAGCACAAGUCUAUUCAGAAAGAGUUAUCCCACCUUGAGGAUUUAGCUAAUCAAACUGAUGGUCUGAAGAAGCCCUGUCCAUUGUGUCCAGAAGACAGAUUUAGGUCUUGUCACAUCAAUAAACUUCUGAGACACCUGCAGAACUUGCACUGGAAAGUUUCUGUUGAAUUUGAAGGCUACAGAAUGUGCAUAUGUUGUUUACCCUGCUUGCAAAAUACAUCGGAAAAUGAAAAUGAGUUGCCCAAUAAAUCUAGCGCUCACUACCAUUGCAUCAUCUGCUCUGCAAUUGUUGCUCGAAGAAGAACAGAAAUGAUAAGACAUAUCAAACGUCAUGUCGAGAAAGGGGAGAGUCAAGUAAUAUCAUCAGCUGGUAGUAGACCCCAGGAAAUUUUACAUGAAUCGAACACUGAGGUACAAGUUCUUCCCAAUUGUCGCACACCACAAAAAUCUGGAACUUUCUUUAAUCCAGUAAUGAAGACUAACCGACAGCUGAUCGUUUGUGCCCUUGCGGUGUUAAGAGAAGAACGACAACCUCUAGAAUGUCUGGAUGCAUUCAGUGCCACAGGCAUCAUGGGAUUACAGUGGGCAAAGCACUUUGGGAAUUCAGUGAAAGUCACGCUCAAUGACAUUAGUGAGACCUCAACAGCUGUUAUUCGGGAAAACUGUCACCUUAACCAGAUGAAUGUGUUAAUGGAAGACGAAGAGAUAUCUGAAGCAGUGGCCACAAAUAAAGACGAAUUUGUAAACACAGUAGAAGUAACUCAAAUGGAUGCCAAUAUCUUAAUGCACACGCGGCCUUUCGAUUUCAUCCAUUUGGAUCCCUUUGGGACAUCUGUGAAUUAUUUGGAUGCAGCAUUUCGAAAUAUCAAAAACUUGGGUAUUGUGUCCGUGACCUCAACUGAUACUGGAUCAUUGUAUGCCAAAACUGUGCAUGUCGCGAAACGCCACUAUGGCUGCAACAUAAUUAGGACAGAAUACUUCAAGGAGCUGGCAGUGCGGAUUGUCCUGGCUGCUAUUGCUAGAGCGGCUGCUCGCUGUAAUAAAGGCAUUGAGGUUCUGCUCUCCGUUGCUCUGGAGCAUUUCGUCCUUGUGAUAAUACGGGUUCUGAGAGGUCCUUCACUAGCUGAUGAGAGUAUAAAAAUGAUCAAUAACCUUAUUCAUUGCCAUUGGUGUGAGGAAAGAAUCUUCCAGAAGGAAGGAACUAUGCUUGAAGAAAAUCCAUAUAAACAGCUGCCAUGUGAUUGCCACAAAAGUAUGCCUGGGAGAUCAGCAGCCUUGCUUGGCCCAAUGUGGUCUGGCUCGCUGUUUAACACUGGCUUUCUCAGAAGUAUGCUGUAUGAAGCUACAUCCCGAGGCAUUGGGGAAAUCAACACACUGCUGAAGAACCUCAUAUGUGAAUCUGAAUGCACAACUCUCAAACAGUUCUCUGUUCAUCCCAGUCAGUACAGUCAAGAAGAAAGUGGUGUUUUUAUUAAAAUACCAGUUGUUCGUGUUUUUUUUUUUUUCUUUCCCCCAGGUAAGAGAAAACGUCAGGACAUGAAGACAAAUGUUCCUAAACGUCUGAAAAAUGAAACUCGAGCAGAACAUCCUCCAUUUUAUUAUAGCAUUCACAGACAUGCGAUUGGAGGAUUAAACAUACCGAAAUUGAAUAAAAUUUUGCAGCAUCUCUCAGAAGCUGGAUUUCUGGUGAGCCGGACACAUUUUGAUCCAACAGGAAUCCGUACAAAUGCCCCAUUGGCCACACUAAAAGCAAUUCUUGAGAAGAACAGCUCUGUCUCCUACACUUCACAGUCCAGCAGCUGCAAAGAUACCCAAGAGACGCUACCAGAAGAGCCGCACGCUGUAGAGGUGGCCUCUAUGUCUGAUGAAAAAUAGAAUCCACAUUAUAUGCUAUGAAUGAGGAAAGAAUCCUCUGUCCUUACAGACUGUUGUCAAACAUAAUACAAUGGAAUGCAACUUUCAUACGUGCUCCCUGUAAUGUUGCUGGCUUUCAUUUAGACCAGCCAGUUCACCAGCAAAGCUGACAACA